AUGGAAUCCACAGAGAACGAGGAAAAUACACGCAAAGAUCAAACCGAGACUGAAAUCAAACCGGAAAGUGAUAUUCCCGAGCCUGGGCCAAAAGAUUCUAAUUUAGUAGUCACAGACACUCCGGCAGCCGAAUUCCAAUCAGAAGAAACACACGACUUGGCCGCAUCCGCAUUACCCAGUCGGUCCGAAGUAGACGCGGAUUUGAUACAGAAUCGACAGGACACGGAACUAGAUGUGCCGGAGCAUGAGCCGGAAGAAGUACACAUUGAAGAAGAAGAACAACCUGGACAAACAGUUGAAGAGCAGACGACUGCGGAUGGAGCGGAACCGACUGGUGAGCAUCCUGUCCAGUCCGCAGACAGUCCCAAAGAGGAAGCAAAACAAGAGGAAACGGAUGUAGCGGGGCCAGAAACAAAAUCGCCACAACCUCCGAUUAUGUCCGAAGAGACGGUUAUGACCGCAUGUCUGCCCAGUGCCACACGUUCAGUAAGUGAUGCUCAAGAGCUCAGUCAAGAUGCGUUCUUUGUCAGUCAUCAACUCAGUGAGGAUGAGGAUAGUACGAGCACGGAGAUGCGCAGACACACACCACGCGAGGACGCCUCAAUUGAACCAGCCGAUUAUAAAUUUGAUGAAGUUACCGCUAGUGGGAUCGUGGCUGGUCAGACCGAACGAACACCGAGUAGUGACUCCGGUGAAUCGUCGGCAGAUCAGGAAGAGAAACUUCGCAUUCGAGAACAAUUGGUUGAACAAUACAGACAAGCUGUGAUGGAACACAAAAUAGCUCGAGAGACAAAUUUACAGCUACAAACAAAAUUGGCCGAAUACUUUCGACGGAAGAAAGCUGACGCGGCAGAUCAACAUAGUACAUCUAGUGUAGGUGGAAGCACUGCCGAUGCAGCCGUGGAUUAUGAGCAACGUUAUAGCAAAUAUAUUGUCAGUUUGACCGAACUGCGUCGCCAGUAUCAAUCCAUGCAAAGUUCCUAUCAUAAACAAAUUGAGGAAUUGAAAAAUGUCUGCGCUCAACGACAACAAGAGGUGGAGGAGGCGUAUAAAGAGUUUACCAAUUACAAAUAUAAUAUUGGUAAAAAGGCACUGCACAGUCGAACGGGGCGACCGAUCAACCCGAAAGAUUUGUUGGCCAUGCUCGCAGCCGAGCAGAAAAAAGAAACCAUUGUGAUGGGAGUUCGUUUGGAAAAUAUCAAACUACGCAAUGAGGUAGCCAAAGUUGAGGCGAUUUUAAAAUCCAAAGAAGAACUNNAGAACUGGCCGAAGAAAAUUGAAGAACGCAAUGAGGAAUUGACUAAAUUGAAGAAGAAAAUUUCAAGCACUGUACAAAUUAUGACACAUGUGAAAGAAAAGCUUCAAGCAGUUCAGUACGAUAACGCAAAACAGCGACAACGUCUCGGGAUUGCGGACGCAGAACUGACAUUUAAUCGAGAUCAAUUAACUCGAUUAAAACAAGCGAGAGAUCAUUUGCGGGCAGAUAAUUCUCGUCUGAGACGUUCGUGUGGAUUGUUGGGGAAAAGUGCAUUGUUGUUUAAUUACGAGGAUUCUGUAGAUGCAGUAAAUACCAAACGGGCAGCAUUGGAAGAAACCAAACGUAUCACUUCACAGUAUAAAAAUCGGACCAAAAGUUUGAUAGAGAAAAUUGAGAAUGUGAAUGAAAGAUCCAUGCAACGAUGA
Messenger RNA from Echinostoma caproni, 1683 nucleotides. Lineage: Eukaryota; Metazoa; Platyhelminthes; Trematoda; Plagiorchiida; Echinostomatidae. The record is from the annotation of a GenBank genome assembly.